Molecule: messenger RNA, 2702 nt
Organism: Gastrolobium bilobum
Lineage: Eukaryota; Viridiplantae; Streptophyta; Magnoliopsida; Fabales; Fabaceae
Product: subtilisin-like protease SBT1.7
Exons: 1
Coding region: 38-2323 (761 amino acids)
Biological process (GO): proteolysis
Molecular function (GO): serine-type endopeptidase activity
Source: RefSeq, a predicted model, not a curated record
CACUCUCUCACUCCGAAAUCUGAGUGGGUGUAGAAACAUGGACUCGUUUUACAAAUCUUUCUAUGUCAUUCUCUUGAUUCUGUUUCUGGGUCUAUGUGAUGAGUCCCUGGCGGAAACGGAGAAGGAGAAGAGUACUUACAUCGUGCACGUGUCCAAAUCCGAAAUGCCAGAAAGCUUCGAGCACCACUCAGCUUGGUACGAAUCGUCUCUGAAGUCCGUAUCUGAUUCAGCUGAAAUGCUCUACACUUACGACAACGCGAUUCAUGGAUUCUCCACCAGAUUAACAGAGGAAGAAGCUCGUUUACUGGAGAGCCAAACGGGGGUACUAGCAGUGUUGCCUGAGAUGAAGUACGAGCUUCACACAACAAGGACACCGUUGUUCCUUGGUCUGGACAAAAGUGCUGACAUGUUCCCUGAGUCAAGCUCAGGUAGCGAGGUUAUUGUUGGGGUACUCGACACUGGUGUUUGGCCUGAAAGCAAGAGCUUCGACGACGCUGGACUUGGACCCAUUCCAAGUAGCUGGAAAGGCGCGUGCGAAACAGGCACCAAUUUCACAACAUCGAACUGUAACAGGAAGUUGAUUGGAGCAAGGUACUUCGCAAAAGGCUACGAAGCCAUGUUGGGUCCCAUCGAUGUAACGAAAGAGUCUAAAUCUCCGCGAGAUGACGAUGGCCACGGCACCCACACGGCAAGCACGGCUGCGGGUUCGGUUGUUUCCGGCGCGAGCCUUUUUGGUUACGCAGCUGGGACGGCGCGUGGGAUGGCCACGCGCGCCAGAGUGGCUGCUUACAAGGUUUGCUGGAUCGGAGGGUGUUUUAGCUCCGACAUAUUGGCUGCGAUUGAGAGGGCCAUCUUGGAUAACGUUAAUGUUCUGUCUUUGUCCCUCGGUGGUGGAAUGUCUGAUUAUCACAGAGACAGCGUUGCUAUUGGAACUUUUGCGGCAAUGGAGAAAGGGAUUCUCGUGUCUUGCUCUGCGGGGAACGCGGGUCCCAGUUCCUACAGUCUCUCCAAUGUGGCACCAUGGAUUACUACUGUAGGCGCUGGCACACUGGAUCGUGACUUCCCGGCGUAUGUUAGCCUCGGGAAUGGACUCAACUUUUCCGGUGUUUCACUCUAUCGAGGCAACGCUUUGCCUGAUUCUCCUUUACCGUUUAUCUACGCAGCGAAUGCCACCAACGCUACGAAUGGUAACUUGUGCAUGAUGGGAACCUUGGCGCCGGAGAAAGUCGCCGGGAAAAUCGUGAUGUGUGACCGUGGAAUGAGUGCUAGGGUUCAGAAAGGAGCGGUUGUGAAAUCCGCCGGAGGCUUGGGCAUGGUGUUGAGCAACACCGCCGCGAACGGCGAAGAACUGGUGGCUGAUUCCCAUCUUUUGCCGGCGACUGCUGUUGGUGAAAGGGAAGGUGACGCGAUCAAGAAAUACCUGUUUUCCGACCCGAAACCGACGGUGAAGAUUUUGUUCGAGGGAACUAAGGUCGGGAUUCAGCCAUCGCCGGUGGUUGCGGCGUUUAGCUCCCGGGGCCCCAAUUCCAUCACGCCGCAGAUCUUGAAGCCUGAUCUGAUAGCGCCAGGUGUCAACAUCUUAGCGGGGUGGUCAAAGGCCGUGGGUCCCACUGGAUUAAGUGUGGAUGGUAGGCGCGUGGAUUUCAAUAUCAUAUCAGGCACGUCCAUGUCCUGCCCUCACGUGAGCGGUUUAGCCGCUUUGAUCAAAUCGGCUCACCCUGAGUGGAGCCCAGCGGCGGUUCGAUCGGCUCUGAUGACAACGGCUUAUACGGCUUACAAAAACGGUCAGAAAUUGCAGGACAGCGCUACAGAAAAACCAUCCACACCGUUCGAUCACGGUGCCGGACACGUGGACCCGGUUUCUGCCCUUAAUCCAGGACUCGUCUAUGAUCUGACAGUAGAUGAUUAUCUAGGUUUCCUUUGCGCGCUUAACUAUACAGCCUCUCAAAUCGAAACCCUCGCCAAGAGGAAAUUCCAGUGCGACGCGAGCAGAAAAUACAGCGUGAACGACCUUAAUUACCCUUCGUUUGCGGUUGUCUUUCAAUCAAUGGGUGGGUCCAACGUAGUUAAACACACGCGGAUUCUCACCAACGUGGGACCCGCAGGAACGUACAAGGCUUCAGUGACGUCAGAUACCCCAUCCGUGAAAAUCUCGGUUGAGCCGCAAGUGCUGAGUUUCAAGGGAAAUGAGAAAAAAUCAUAUACGGUCACGUUUGCAUCGUCGGGUUCGACGACCCCACAGAGCAUGAGUGGUUUUGGAAGGUUGGAAUGGUCUGAUGGAAAGAACGUGGUUGGAACCCCAAUCUCGAUUAGCUGGGAUUGAUCAUUGAAACUUGGCAGAAGGGUUGAUCAAAGGUUCAUCACUCACUCGAAGAGGGGUGUGUCUUGAUUGGCUAGUGAUUAUUUAUUUAAUAUUAUAAAAAUCUAGCGAACAUAAUGUUGUGUUUAUCCAGCUGGAAAUCAAUGAGAGCUGGGGACCUAGUGUUUGGUUGGUGUGGGUCUUGUUUGUUCCUGGGAGAAAUGGAAAGGGGGAAAAAAUGUUUUUGCUUCUGCAUUUCUUCUAGUGUACAGCGUCCUAAUCAUUGAUGAGUAUGACCGUUGUUAUAGCACUAGACCUCAUUCUACUAUUGGAGACCUUUUCAUUAUUAUAGAUCUACGGCCACCCAGAACCAUUAAUGGUAUUCAAGAAGCUGUUUUUCGUA